CGGGGCCGGGGCCGGGGGGCUGGGCCUGGUGGUCGUGGCCUUCCCGCUGCACGAGCCCGCCGCCCGGGGAGGAGCCGGAGCCGGAGGAGCCGGAGGAGGAGGAGGAGCAGCGGGCAUCAUGGCCGGCCUGGGCCCCGACUCCUGGUGGAAGAAGACCCUGUACCUGACCGGGGGCGCCCUGCUGGCCGCCGCCGCCUACCUGCUGCACGAGCUGCUGGCCAUCAGGAAGGAGCAAGAGGUUGACUCCAAAGACGCUAUAAUUUUACAUCAGUUUUCCAGACCAAAUAACGGCGUUCCCAGUCUGUCUCCCUUCUGUUUGAAAAUGGAAACGUAUUUGAGGAUGGCCGACUUACCUUACCAGAAUUAUUUUGAUGGAAAGCUUUCACCUCAAGGGAAGAUGCCCUGGAUCGAAUACAACCGGGAAAAGGUGUCUGGCACGGAGUUCAUUAUCGACUUUCUGGAAGAGAAGCUGGGCGUGAAUCUCAACAAGAACUUGGGCCCCCACGAGCGUGCCGUCUCCAGAGCCGUGACCAAGAUGGUGGAGGAACAUUUCCACUGGACGCUGGCGUAUUGCCAAUGGGUGGACAACCUGCACGAGACCCAGAAGAUGCUGUCCUUCAGCGGCCCCCUGAGCAACCUGCUCAAGUGGAUUCUGUGCCACCUGACGAAAGGCAUCGUGAAGCGGGAAAUGUACGGCCACGGCAUCGGCCGCUUCUCGGAGGAGGAGAUGUACCUGCUGAUGGAGAAGGACAUGCGCUCCCUAGCAGGACUCUUGGGUGACAAGAAGUACAUCAUGGGACCCAAACUGUCCACCCUCGACGCCACCGUCUUUGGACACCUGGCCCAGGCCAUGUGGACGUUACCGGGGACGAGGCCCGAGAGAUUGAUCAAAGGGGAGCUGAUUAACCUGGCCAUGUACUGCGAGAGGAUCCGGAGGAAAUUCUGGCCAGAGUGGCACCUCGAUGACGACAACACCACGUACGAGUCCGAGGAGAGCAGCGACGGCAGCAAGGUGGGCAACUCCCUGCUGCGGGACCUCAGCUUUUACUCGAGGACAGAGACGUUUGACGACGAAGGGGCGGAGAACAGUGUCUCCCGGACGCCCGACACGGACUUCACGGGCCAGUCGCUCUUCGACUCGGACGUGGACAUGGAUGACUGCACGGACCACGAACAGUGCAAGUGAAGCCUGGCUGGGCAGACCCUCUCCCUGGCCGAGCCGCCCCUCGGGGGGCCUUUCCAGUCUCCCCGCUCACUCUUCCAGUCCGCCGGGGAAGAGGUCAUCGCGUUGGGCACCGUUUUCCCACCCUAAUCGAACUCCGUCACCCUUACUUCAUUUUGUAAAAACAACAUUUGGAAUCGUGUGUGUUGGGGGCGGGGAGGGGGGGGUCUGAAGUCAACGGUUAAAAUACAGACAGGUCAGCGUGAUUCGCCAACCACCUUCACCAGAAAACCCGACUCCGGAGAGAACAGAACGGAUUGGAAGAGUCUCUUGAGGUGCUCGUCGGAAAUAGCGGAGGCUCGUUUGGAGCACUGAGUCUUAUAAGCUUCCUCCACCUAUCGUGGGUCUGAGGUGAUGGGGAGAAGUCAGCAAAAAAUCAAAUGAGACAGGCUUCCUGGGUUGUUUACAGAGUGCAAGUGUGGAUGUGUUACGUUGUGCAUUUCAAAGCAGCGUAGCCCGACUUCCAGUUCCGCCCCGGGCUUUCGACCUCUGCGUGCCUCAGUCACCCCACCUGUAAUAGGGGGAGCAGGACACUUUCCACGUACCUACCUCACAGGGUUGUUGUGAGGGUCCAUAAGAUCGACUUGUGAAGCUCUUUGAGCCCGUAGGAAGAAAAUCUCUUUGUCGACUUGAUGUUCGUGGUUGUGCGUCUCACGGGGGUAGCUGUGAAUGUGUACAGGAGGGAACCAGAACUUCCCGAGCUGUCGGGAGUAGAAAGACGAAGAUCACCUGCCAUCCCCUUGAGGCUAUUACUCUUCAAGACCCUGCUGAAAUCUUUCUUGGAAAGGAUGCUAGGAACCCCUCUCGGACCCUGAAGAUCACUGCUAGGACUGCAAAGUUUUCCUUCCUUUCCCGGGUACUCACCCAACCCGUGAUUUCCAUUCAGCUUCCAUAACUGGUACAUCCUUGGUGAGGAUGAAGCGCAGGCUUGUUGGUGUUUGGGUUGGAGGGGUGGGAAGGGAGGGAGGAAGAGGGGUGACGCAGGAGUCGGUAGGAUUUUAUUAGCAGGGUUAGGGAAGUAGGGUCUUCUCUGUAACGGACCCCCUUAAUGAAGUGGCUUUCUGGAAGAGGAUAGAUGGAAAAGGUUUCGUUAGGAGGAAAGAUCCGUAAUGGAUAGCUAAACAUCCGGCUUCUCUGGUCCCGACGUGUAACAGCUUGAUUGAUGCUUCUGGAGCAAAUUGUUUUCAAGGCACUUAAACUGCGGAGCCUAGGAGUGUGCCACUGAAUUUUUUAUGUCUCCACUUCAAGUAGACCAAAAUUUUCAUUCAUAUUCUCUCUCUCUGCCUCUAUUUUUUCACAUCAGUAAGUGCUCAGUACAGUACU
Molecule: messenger RNA, 2545 nt
Organism: Tachyglossus aculeatus (Australian echidna)
Lineage: Eukaryota; Metazoa; Chordata; Mammalia; Monotremata; Tachyglossidae
Gene: FAXC
Product: failed axon connections homolog, metaxin like GST domain containing
Exons: 6
Coding region: 119-1186 (355 amino acids)
Cellular component (GO): cytoplasm
Source: RefSeq, a predicted model, not a curated record